Molecule: messenger RNA, 2364 nt
Organism: Leishmania mexicana MHOM/GT/2001/U1103
Lineage: Eukaryota; Euglenozoa; Kinetoplastea; Trypanosomatida; Trypanosomatidae
Exons: 1
Coding region: 1-2364 (787 amino acids)
Source: RefSeq, a predicted model, not a curated record
AUGCCGCGUCGUCGCGGUGGUUGGUACCCCUUCUCGCUGUCCGCCUUUGCGUCCUGCUCGCAGCAUUGCCUUCGCUCUCCUCGUGCAGCCAUGUGCCAUGUGCAUGCUCGACCAUGCCACUGCAGCUCUUACGAUCUUGUAGGUCGCCGCAUCUCAGCUAUGAGCUCGGAGAUCGCUAACGUACCGACAAGCGACGCGCCAUGGGAGCGUCUCGUGCACCUCGUCACAGGUCUUCCUUCGGGUGAGCAGCGAAGCUUCUCGCUCACGGCAGUGGGCGCCCCCGCUUUGGCCAACGUCACGGAUGUCCGUACGGCCCUUCCUUCAAUUCGUGAGCUAUGGACGUCUGCCUACCACCCUGCCUUCGGCUACGGUAUGGAGCGCAAUCGGGACGGCGCCGUGGUCUCUGCCGUGGCCGCGUCUGGCGCGGAUACACAGCGGCAGCAGCACCGACUUCUCCCAGAAGAGGCAGAGGAGCUGCCGCUUUUUGUGCAAGCGCUUGGCCACCUCGCCGCUGCUCUUCAAGAGUCGAUCGUAGAGAAGACCGAGGCAGCAGCAACAGCAGCAUCAGCGGUGGCGGCAGACGACGCCGAUGCUGAUUCUCGGCUUCUGACGCUGCACGAGUGGUUCGUGGAGCUGCAGGCGCUCUUGCUCUUUAUCGGGCAGCACCACUUGCGCUUCCUGAUUCCAGCGACCUUUUUGCCUAAGCUGCCAUCCCUGGCUGUCUCACCCGUGCCAGAGACGUGCACGGUCGAUGGAGGCGGUGGUGCACAUUGCAUCAGCGGGCUCGACAGGCCAGGGACAGCGGAAAUGCGAGAGAUGCAGAUCCGUGACGGCUCAUCGCUGGGGCAGCUUGCGGAUGAGGCGAUUGCGAGCCACACGAGCGCACCUCCGGCGGUUGCCAAAGGCAGCGGCCCCAGCGCCGGCUCCCUUCGCCGCCUGUUUCGUCACGAACGCGAGCAGGUGCAGGACAUGGCGCCGCCACUGCCGGUAGAGGAGCUUCUCCGCGUCGUGGUGCUGGUCGAGGCCGCGCGGACGAUUCUGGACGUGGCGCAUCCUCCGCCGCUGGCGUCGGGGGUGCGCGCAGAGGUGUACGGUGUGUUGUUGUCCGUCGUCGGUUCGAGUGAGCAACUGUCGUCUACAACGCUUGCGUCGCUUGCCACGUGUCUGGCACGAUGUGUUGAUAGCUAUGCGAUGCGCCAGCAGCUCUCAACCGUUGCAUGUACGCCACAGGAGCCGGGCGCGGUGCUGGGGGACUACAGCGGCGGUGGUGGCGUGCGGGCGCACGGAGAGCACUUCGCUGAUAUCAGCUGCGCAGCACUUUCCUCUUUUGUGCGGCGUGUCUCACUCAACGUCGCCGCUUGCUCUGCAGGCACCUCUCUCACUAUAUCGCCCUCUCCAUCAGAACGGCGCGAGGCUGCACAGCUCAAUCGCCUCCGUGGCGGCCUUGACACUCGCCUGCGCCCUAUCAGCGUCCUACACCACGUUCGCGUACUCGCGAAUGUGAUGCAGCGCCGUCUCGCCAAAACACUCUAUGACGCGGAGACCGGGCAUGGCGCUCACCGUCUACAGCAGGAGGCAGGGAAGUGCGACGACGACGACGACGCGGACGUCUCUGUCAGAAGUACCGGCGCUGCUCGCGUGGCGAAGGAAGCGAGGAUAGAGGCCGGCAUGCUGGGUAUACUCCCGCUUGAGGGACUCAAAGCACGGGCACUGACGACGUCGUCGAGCGAAACUCAGUCGACAGUGAUGGCCCAGCCGCGGCGGAAGCGUCGCACUGUGGCAGAGAUUAGGGCCGUUGCUGAGAGGGAGCGUGUGGGUGCGGGCAACUUCUCAGCGCACGGUAACGCUAACGCUCCCUCUUCUCACGUGCCACACGGAAGCGCUACUCCACCCCCAUCCACGCCCUGCGACUCCUGCCAGCGCCCCCACGUCUGCCACGCAGACCGCAGCGCCGCAAGCGACAGGGCUCGAGUGUCCUUCACUGACCUCGCGGAGAUGUGUAGCGCCAUGGCAGCCAUCGGCUUCCGCGGCGACGACACCGCUGCAGAGGAGCCGAUGUGGCGGCACGCAGUCGAGUUCGCCUGUGCGGAGAUCGUCGCGACGGCUGAUGCCAGAGACGCAGCGGCUGCGGUGGCUCGUGCCGACAACGGGGAUGCUGCUGGAGUCGCCGCAGAUCGAGAGGCAGUGAUUCGCCAGACUUUGCUGGACGCGCGCGAUUUGUGCUUUGCACUCGACCGGGUCGGCUACACGCACGGGUACGAUCGCGUCAUGACGACGCUGGUGCGCUGCGGCUUCCUGCGCGAGCCGAUUCCAGCGCCUUCGGCCGCUCGGCGGACCAUGAAGGACAUCCCGUCCUCCGUCUAA